AUGCCAGUUUCCGGGAACGAAGAGCCUGGAGUUCUUGCCCGACAGUCUAAUAACUCUUCGUGUCUUCUUCCUUAUAAGAAGAGGUGGUACUCUUUGCUCUAUCCUCGUGCACCUAUCCAUCCUGAACGUUCUUUUUCUAAUGAAAAUAAAUCCAAGACCAAAGAUUCUGGCUUGGGACAAAGAUCAACCUUGAAUUCUUGUGAUAGUACAGGUAAAUCUGAUGCUCCCAAUAAGUCUCUUCUAGAGGUAAAAGAAGAAAGGCCUUUGGGUGUGAAAGUUGACUCUCAGCCUACUAUGCUACCAUUUUUAUCUGUUUCCACGGAAACAAAUCCUUAUACUAGUUCUGGUCCUUCAAGAAAUGUUGACGAUCUAGUGAAACCAGCAUUGGUUGUAAAAUUAGCUCGCCAGGAAGCUAUAGGUACAACAAAAGUUUCUGUCAAGAAAGAAGUCACUGUCAAACAAGGGGAAAGCCACAGUAAACUUGAACUUCCUGCCCAUUCAGGGAACGUUGAACUGUCAUUAGGCCCAAAGAAACCUCAUGUUUCUUCUUUGGUUGAUCCAGAUACUAAGGAGAGUUGUCUGAUGAGUGGAACUGUAAAUCCUUCAAUGCUUUCUCUUUCCUUGAAUAAAAGGAAAGACAUUUCCAAGGAAGGAAGUUGCAAGAAUGGAUUGAAUAGCAAGGAUGCUGAUGAUACUGCACACACUGAUAGAUCUAACUGGGAUCUGAAUACUCCCAUAGAUUCAUGGGAGGGUUCUGGUGAUGUUGUUCCUGUUCAUGAUACAAGUCAAAUCGAUCUGUUAGGUAAGACAUCUAGUUCACUAGACAGAAAGCCGCCUAUUAGUUCUGCUUCUGUUAUUGGUUCUGAUGGUGAUGGGAAGCAAGUUGUUGGAGCUAGUGAGCAGGAAUUUAAUUUUCCUAUUUCAUCAAUACAUCCUAGCCUACGACACAAGUCUGCAGAUGUGCUUCGUCUUAGUCUUGGUAGUACUUUACGAGGGUUUGAUUCCUCAGCACUGCAGUCAUUGUAUAAAGUAGACUCCAGCAGGGUUAGUCCAAACUCAAGUUUGCUAAAAAAUCUAGCAUUGGAUAGAAACAUGAAUCCCCCUACUUGUAAAACUGUUAAGUCAGAACCUUUUGUAGAAGCCUUAGUACAAGCUAAUGCUGGAACUGCGGUUCGUACAGCUGGAACAUUCGAGGCUAAUGUUGUAAAAACUGAGGUUGUGAGGAAGAAUCUGCAGUCUAUUGAGUUAUCAACUAAGGGCCCUCCGGAAUUACUUGAGCAAAAACCAAUGAAAUGUGAACCACUCCAAGAAAUAUCCAUUACAUCAGAUGUGAUUGCGCCCCAAUCAGUUGGACAGCUUCAGGAGUGUUCUUCUUCUUCUUCUACACUGCCAAUGCCUUUGACCCCUCAACAGGGAUGCACUUCUAGAUUGUCUACUUGUUCAGAUUUGUCUGUGAGUGGUGGGGACUUGUCUACUCCAUCUGAGUACUCUGUUCAUACUAAUGAACCUACUAGGAGUAAAAAUGCUCUAGAUCAGGCAAAUGAUGAUAUUGCUGCUCAAAAUGCAGACUUUGACCUCAAAGAACUAAAUGUAUGCAGUGUUAAGGUGGAGGCAUCUGUUUCUGGGAGCAUGAAUAUUGAAGAUCACACGGUAUACAAAAAGACACAAGACACACAUAAUUUGGUUGCAAGUGGUGAGGGAUCGGCAAAUGAUGGGGAAAAGAUAAGUAUAUCAGCUUGUACAGAAGAAGAAUGUUAUGGUUCUGAUUAUGAAUCUGAUGGGCAUCAGGCUUUUGCGGGUCAUGUUGACACUGAGAGUGUGGGGUGUGUCAGAGAGGAUGAGGAAUAUGAAGAUGGCGAGGUCCGAGAACCAAUGAUGCAGUCGAUUGUAGAAAACCCAAUUGCUGAGGGGAUGGAUUCAGGAAAAAAUAAAAAUGAUCAUAAAGACAUUAAUCUGGGAGGUCCAUUAUUAGAUAAAGAUGAAACAACCAGAGAUGAUGAGCAGAGGCCUGUUAGUGCUAUUUACCAAGGAUCAGUUGAUCAAUCAGGAAUAGCAGAUGUGCAGGAGGGAUGUGAAAAGGAUGUCUUAUGUGUCAGACCAUCUGCUGGGAGCAGAGGAGCUGUCAGGAAUGUUUUUGAGGCUAAUAAUGAGUAUAUUGGAAGAUCUGAUAUGUCAGCAACAGCCCUUUCAUCUUUGCAAAAUGCUGAAACACCUGUUAAUACUACCUGCAGUAAAGAUUUGUCAAAUUUUGGAAGCAAGAGCCGGAUCAUCAGUUUACCCCGUGCAUCCGAUGUGACAUCUUCUAGUGAUUUCAGACCUGUAACGGGCAGGUCGUUGUCUUCAAGAAGUGGAAGAGAGAGGUAUUCUUAUGCGGAGGAGGAGAAAUUCCAUCUACGAAAGAAUAGGGAUGAAAUCUAUGGUCAUGGUUCUAAAUUUGUGCUAGAUAGGUCUCCAGACCGUUCAUUUGGUAGCUCAAGGGGGGAAUUCAUGCGUGGAAGAGGGAGGGGCUCGGACCAAUUUCACAGAUCACGUAGAGAUAGGGAUUCUGGGCGUGAUUUUGAAAGCUAUGGAGGUGUAGCUGAUUAUCGCUUUAGACAUAAACGUACAGCUGCUGUUGGGGAAUAUGAAAAUGAACGUAAUCAAUCUAUGUAUGAUAGACCUGAUGCUCAUUUCGUUCAAGGUAAUACAAGGUUUACCGCGAUACAGAGAAGAGAUUUCCCUCGAACUCAGUCUAAAUCUCCUGUUAGAUCCUGUACUUGGUCGUCUCCUCGGAGGAGAUUGACGGAAGGAUUGAAUGGUCAUCAAGAUUCAUCUCAGCACAGGUCUCCGGUUAUGAGGGAAGAUAGAAUGAGGUCUUCUCCACAAACUUCUUUUACUAAUGAAGCAAUAGCUCCUCAAAGGCGUGACUCACCAUCUUACACUGCUCGUCGUCUGAAUGAUAUGAGGGAUGUGGAUGCUGUACAGGAGCACAGGCAUCCCAGGUCUCUUUCUAACAGAAGAAGUCCACCUGAUCAGGUAUUUACUAGUACCAGUAGGAGAGUUGAGAUUUUAGAUCAUCGGGAGAGGGCUGAUGGUGAUGCGUACUUAGAUGGGCCGAUACACACUGGUAGGUUUCCUGAGCUUCACAGUGGUGAAAGUACUGACAAAAGAAGGAAGUAUGGCGAGAGGCAAGGAGGACAUAGGCAAAUAAGAAAUGCUGAAGAGCAAGAUGGUGGUAAUUUUAGACAGAGUAAACAACUUUGGCAUGAAGACCAAUUUGAUGUCUCCAGAUUGAAGAAAAGAAGAUUUUGACUUGAUAGCUCACUGAACCUGUACUAUUAGCA
Messenger RNA from Solanum verrucosum, 3323 nucleotides. RefSeq lists its product as uncharacterized. The transcript is spliced from 4 exons. The record is from RefSeq and is a predicted model, not a curated record. The coding region runs from base 1 to 3291 and encodes 1096 amino acids. NCBI's taxonomy places the organism in Eukaryota, Viridiplantae, Streptophyta, Magnoliopsida, Solanales, Solanaceae.